This is a messenger RNA of Kalmanozyma brasiliensis GHG001, 1395 nucleotides long. Its product is annotated as Histidine phosphatase superfamily, clade-2. Bases 1 to 1395 code for a protein of 464 amino acids. The transcript has a single exon. Gene Ontology annotation, molecular function: phosphatase activity. NCBI's taxonomy places the organism in Eukaryota, Fungi, Basidiomycota, Ustilaginomycetes, Ustilaginales. The record is from RefSeq and is a predicted model, not a curated record. Gene Ontology annotation, biological process: dephosphorylation.
AUGGCUAAUCCGGUGACGGGCGUCGUCGUUCUCAUCCGACAUGGUGACCGACAAGGCUUCUAUCAGUCUCCGUCCACGUACACCGCCUCGUUAACCAACCUAACCGUACUCGGGUAUCUCGAAGAGCUCAAUAGCGGCGCUCAGCUACGAUCCCGCUAUCUCAAUUCCAGUUCUUCCUCCCUCAUCCAAGGCGUCGAUACCACUCUGGCCGAGAACACUCAGAUUGAGGUACUGGCAGAUGCUGGUGGCGAAGGUGGUGUCAUCGUUGAAAGUGCCAAUGCCUUCAUGCAGGGUCUGUUCCCCGCCUUCGCCGAGAACAUCACCCUUGCCAACGGCACCACCGUGUCGUGGGACAACCGCGCACAGCUCAUCCCUGUGCAGACCAUCGAGCCAGAGCAGUCCUUCGUGAUGGAGCCAUGGACUAUGUGUGACAAGUUUGACGACUUCACCAACGGUUGGUACCAGAGCAGUGACUUCAAAGCCAAAAGCGCCGAGGCUCAGCCCUUCUACGACUCGAUCCCCUCCUCUGUCAUCGGCAACCGCAACAAGACGCUUGUCAACGCCUGGAACGUCUUUGACUAUCUCAACGUCGAAAAGAUUCACGACGCCGUGCUGGCUCCGCAGAUCACCGAUGAGAUGCUUUCCAAUGCCUUGACGUGGGCUGAGUAUCACGAGGCUGGUCUCUUUGGACAAGCAAGCCCUGAAUCCCUGGGCAGCAUCGCCGGUCGAGGGAUGCUCAAUCCGCUCACCGAAGCCAUCAACCGCGUGGCCAACUCUUCCGACCCGCUCAAGGUCUCGGUGCUCGCGGCGUCGUACAAGCCCUUCUUUUCGCUGUUCAGCCUCUUCCAGAUGCCCGAAUUGCAGGGCAAGCUGGUUGAUUACGCUUCAGCUAUGGUCUUUGAGGUACGCCAGGACAAGUCGAUGCAGAUCUUCUUCCGUAAUGGAUCGUAUGGCGAUCUGGCGCAGUACAAGAUCCUCGAUUCAGACUCGCUUCCUGUCCAGACCUUCUUCGACCACUACAACCCGAUCAAGCUCGAGACGGUGGCCGACUGGUGCAAUGCGUGUGGCGAGACGGAAGCACGAGGAUGUGCGGCACUCAACGCCCUCAAUGGUACCGGUAGCGGCAACAAGUAUGCCGAUGUCACUUCGACCACUGGCAAGCACCAGGUGUCGCCGGUGACAGCCGGUCUGAUCGGCGCCAUGGUCAGUCUUGCUCUGGCUGCUGUGAUCGCCGUCGCUCUUGGUUUCACCAUCAAGAAGCGCUCCAAGUCGAGAUAUCCCGGACUUCAGCCCUUGCGCGGAACAGGGUCCGCAAGCACCGUGAAUCACCGGGAUAAUAGUGUCGAGCUGCACUCCAACGCUGACUCACACCGCAAAGAAUCGUGGAGAGCAUGA